UAAUGAAUGGGAAACUUGUACAAUCAUUAAUCAAUUUGUUCCCUUUUUAAUAUUAAGAUAUGAUGAUCAAAUGUGUGUUCAUUAUAGGAUUCGAUAAACUUAUCAAAAAGGGAUAUGUCACAAAUGGGAAACCAAAUAUACAUGAGAUAAUAGAUUAUGCUAGUAAAAUAAAAUUUAAAUUUAGACAAAUUGCAAUAGUAUGGGAGAUUAUAAUAAGUGCAGGAACCUUGUGAUAUAAGACAUGAAUUAGAUCAAUUGAAAGAUGAAAUAAGUAAAUUAACACAAUAGAUCCAUUAUAAUAAUUCAAUAAUGUAAUGAUUAUGAUGUAAAAGAUAAAGACAACGUCAAACAUAAAGAAGUCAUGAUAGACUAAUACAAAAUGUGUCUCCAAUUUAUGAUGACCGAAAGAGAUCUGCUUCACUUGGAUUCAAACAGUAAUAAUAAUUGGUACAAAAAAAGUCUAAGGAGAUAACUCCAAAGAUUACAGAAACAACACCUUAAACAAUUAAUUAAAUACAUAUAACAAUCUCUAAACAUCAUUUAGAUGACACAGAGAUUAAAUCUGUUAUGAGAGAUAAUUUAAUAAAAGAUAAACCUCCAAAACCAAUUAAAGUUAUUUAAGAUAAUCAUUAAAAAAAGAGUCAUUAUGCUGAUUACUAACAUACAGAUACAGAAGAACCUCCAGUAUUUGAAGAUACAGAUAGAUAUCCAGUCAGAGAUAAUUAUAUUCCAUAAUAUAUAUAAUAUUCAUAACAUAGUUAAUAAUCAUAAUAAUAAUCAUAAUAAUAUUAAUAAUAAUAAUAAUUGUUAUAAUAAUCAUAAAUAUCUUCAUAAUCAAAUACAAAAUAAAGUGAUUAAAUUACACAUAAUACACAUAAUACAAAUUAAACAUUUGCUUAACCAUAAUCAAGUUAAAAAUAAUUAUUAUAAACAUCCAAAUCCUCUCAUGGUCAAUAAAGAUCACCUAAUAGAUCUCCUAAAUUUAAAUAUUCCUAAAAGUAAUAAUUUAAGAAGAAUCUAGAAACUGUAUAAGAAGAAAACUCAUAAUCUUAUGUAAAAUAACAAAGUAGUCAUUCUGCUUCUUCAAAAGGUAGAGCAUCACAUAGAUAAACAAAAACAUAAUAAAAUACAUAGGCAGUAUCUAAAAUUAAAGCAUUACUUGAUUAGGAUAAGAAAUUGCAUAAAUAACAUCUAUAAGAUAUAGCAAGUGAAAGAAAUUCAUUUACUAAUUCUUUUAUAAAUUCAUCAGAUAAAUUAAAAAUGAUGCAUUAAGAACAUCUUUCUGAAAAUAAUAAGAUAUCAACUUAAGAAUUGAAUGAAUCUAUUCAUAAAAGAGCUAUCUCUAAUAAUAGUUUUUAUAAAUAAUAGUAAUAACAAAUGUCACCAUAAUUAGAUUAUGAACCAAAGUUAAUGGGAUCGGCUUAAUAUAAUUAAUUACAAGGUUCCAUUUCAAUGACCAAUUCAAAUAGAGGGAGUAGCUUUCUGGGGAAUCAUUAAAUAUAAGAUAAUAUCUUGAUUUAUAGCAAAUAUAAAUAAUAGAUUUUAGAUCAAUACUCACCUAAAUUAAAUUAUCACUAUCGACCAUCAAGUGUUGGAAAAUAGUAAGAAAGUGAAUUAAAACGAUCUGAAGAUUUCAACCGAAGUUCUGUAAGUAGCACUUUCUCAAUGUUCAAUCCUAAUGAAGAAUUAAAAACAUUCUUUUAGAAUGAUUUCUUAGAAAGAAAGAGAUUCACUCAAUAAGGAUAUAGUGAUUUGAUGAAAUAAGUAAGAGAUGUAUCUAUUUAUUUAGUCAUCUUUGAAUUCAUCAUAAGAACACAAUUAACACCAUAGUAAAUACAUAACGGCAAGUUAGAUUGAAGAUUAAUAGAAUUUUAGUAAGAAUUUAUAUAGUCCAUAAUAAUAUUAAAAUGUUGAUAAAUCUAAUGUGUUCAAUAAUAAUCGAUUAAGUGUAACAAGAAUACUAAAUAAUUCAUAAAUAUGAAAAUAUAUUCGUUUUUUUAUUCUAAUGAAAUUAUUAUUUAUAACAUUCUUAGUGUUUGGUAAUACAUAAUCAAUUAUAUCAUAUGAGGCAUUCAAAGGAGAUAAGUUUGACUCAUUGUAUAUAUAUUUUAAAUACUAAUAUAAACGUUGGAUUAUCUAAAAUUAAUUCGAAGCUACUACAAAUAUAAAUAUAAAAUGUAAUACUAAAAAUAUUUUUGGGAGGAUUCAAGAAGUUUGUUAAAAAAAGAGAAGCAAUUAAAUUAAUAUAGAUAAUAAUAUAUUUUGUUGUAGAAUAGAAGAAUGGGGAAAAUGAUAUAUUUUCUGUUUAUGUAGAUGGAUUUCCUUAGAAAUGGGAUUUGGAUAUAUAAUAAUCAUUUAUUUAAUGCCUAUAAAGGAGUGGGGUAUGUGCUAAUGAUAAAUUUGAUGGGUGCAAAUAUUAGAAUAAAGAAGCUUUGAGUUGGUUUAGUGUAGAUACUAAAUUUGAAGGAUGGAAAUUAGAGAAUAAAAAACUAAAAGGGUAUGAAUAUUAUGAUAUAGUAAUAGUUGGAGGUUAUGAAAUUAUUUGUAUCAAAGCUUUAUUGUUAAAUCUAUUUGCAAUUAUAGUAUCUCAUAGUAAAGUGAUGGUCAAAUUUACUUUUUAGAAGGUAAAAUUAUAAUGAUUAAUUUAGAGUUAUUUAUGUAGAGUGUAAAUUUUUGUUAAACAGAAUGGAUGGAAAUCUGAAAGAAAGAAUUAUGAAAUUAGAUAAAAUCAUUGCUCACACUUAACUAGAAUUAAAAGUUGA
Paramecium pentaurelia is the source of this 2762-nucleotide messenger RNA. The record is from the annotation of a GenBank genome assembly. NCBI's taxonomy places the organism in Eukaryota, Ciliophora, Oligohymenophorea, Peniculida, Parameciidae.